Messenger RNA from Nerophis lumbriciformis (worm pipefish), 873 nucleotides. The record is from RefSeq and is a predicted model, not a curated record. NCBI's taxonomy places the organism in Eukaryota, Metazoa, Chordata, Actinopteri, Syngnathiformes, Syngnathidae.
AUGGAGCUAGAGCACCCACCAGAGUAUCCGCUGACCGUUCAUGAUUUGACGGUGGCUUAUCAUCAUAAGCCUGUGAUCUGGGAUGUGGAGCUAAACAUUCCGGAGGGGAAAUUGGUGGGUAUUGUGGGGCCGAACGGGGCAGGGAAAAGCACUUUGAUUAAGGCCUGCUUGGAUCUCAUCCCACGGACAUCGGGGUGGGCGAAAUUUUACGGGAAAGACUAUGAUGAAAACCGUCAUCUGGUCGGGUAUGUGCCGCAACGCGAGAGUGUGGAUUGGGAUUUUCCAGUGAGUGCCUUGGAUGUGGUGGUGAUGGGGACGUACCGGAAGUUAGGCUGGUUCAAGAGGGUGGGGAAAAAGGAACGCAAGAUCGCGAUGGAGGCGUUAGAGAAAGUAGGGAUCGCGCAUUUGGCGACUCGUCAAAUUAGUCAGCUUUCGGGGGGGCAACAACAACGCGUCUUUUUAGCUCGGGCGUUGGCGCAAGAUGCACAGAUUUAUUUUAUGGAUGAGCCGUUCGCGGCGGUGGAUGCGGCGACGGAGCAAGCGAUAGUGACCUUGUUGAAGGAGCUGAGGGAAAAGGGACGAACUUGUCUGGUGGUGCACCAUGACUUGGCGACGGUGCAGCAAUAUUUUGAUUGGCUCAUUCUCUUAAACAUGCGGGUGGUGGCAAGCGGCCCGACGGAUGAAAUUUUUACGGAAGAAAAUCUGCGGAAAACGUAUGGCGGAAAGUUAAAUCUCCUCGACCAUGCGGCGGAGGCGCUUCGUUUGAAAAGAUACUUGGAUAGCGGUGACGGGCGCACUGUGCGCUGCGGCGUGCGCGUUGCCGGGGUGCUUUCUGGUGCUGCGGAAGAUGAGUAUGAUGGGGGAUGCGAUUAG